This is a messenger RNA of Closterium sp. Yama58-4, 3933 nucleotides long. The record is from the annotation of a GenBank genome assembly. Lineage: Eukaryota; Viridiplantae; Streptophyta; Zygnematophyceae; Desmidiales; Closteriaceae.
AUGAGACUGCGAAUCAGUAGGGUAUGGAAGCAGAUCGUGCGCAAGCUGGGUCGCUGGAAGCGACACGCCAAGAGCAUGACGAGCAGCUGCCGGGCUCCCAAAGUCACCGACGGCUUCUCCGACUUGGUCGUCAACGGCGUCGCCAACCUUCCGCCGUCAAAGGCUCGCAGCGCUGAUAAUCUCGGCCGUCAUCUCUCCAGAUCCGGAACACCUGAUGGUCGGACGCUACGCGCGCUGGCAUGUCAGCCGGAAAAGGGCGGCCGGCUUCACAUCGAGGGCGAUGGCGAGGGGGAGGGGGAAAUGGACGAGGAGUGGAUGCAGGAGAUGCUUCGCCUAGCUGGCGAUCAAUCUAAGGUGCGCUGGAAAGACGGCGGGACGAUUCAGCGCUACGGGAGUGCAGUAGACAUGCGGCAGAUAGAUGGUGACUACGCCGCGCCAACUCUCCGCAAAUCGCGGCGGAGCAACACCGUAACGUCGGUACCGCAAUUCGAGGUGCUCCCCUGCCAGACAGACGAGGUGCUUCGCGGCGGCUCUGGCGCAGUCCGUGACGGCGACGCUUCAGAUCGUGCGACCUCGGAGGACGUGGCGGUCUGUCAUCGCUUUUCAAACAUCGACCUUCGCCUGGAAAUGUGGAACCUCGCUACUGGAAGCUCCGCUACGAAGUACCAGCGAAGCUCCCCUCUCGGCGCGCGCCCGUCGCGCUCGCGGAGCUCUCCGAUCAUCGCGACGCCGGAGGAAGCAGCUUCAUCCCUUGUGGUACCCGAGAAUGACACGAGUAUUUCUCAUGUUGGAUUUUCCGCCGCUGCUGAAACGCCUGGCGAUGCUCUUGCGUCGGCUGCAUCGGCGGCGGUCGCUGCUCCGAGCAGCUGUCACGCCCGACCGGCGCAGCUAGAAGUGGCGCACGGAGGUGCUGUUCCCAUGAUCGACGGCCGACAAGGCCUCACCGACGGUCGGCCAGCACUGAUCGACGGCCAUCCUGCGCUGAUCAACGGCCACGAGCCAACGAUCGGUUUCCAUCGGGAUUGGCGGGCAGGCGGUGCUGCAGGAGGAGGGGGGGAUGUGCUAGGAGGAGUUUUGAAGCAGUCUCUGCGAUGGCUGGCUUUGUUAGACUCGUUAAAGGUGGCCAACUGGGUGAUGGCGGGAAUCGACGGCGUCAUCUGGAUCAUCGCGCUUGUUCAGCUAAUUCGCAUCUGCCGCCAUGUGCAGAAUGGCAAGUGGACCCGUCAAAAGGUCUUCCAUACCAUGGUCUUUGCAGCCAACCUCGGCUACUGCAUCUAUUUCGUUGUCAACCCCUUCGCCUCCUGCUCCCAAUGGCUCUGCUGGUCCCACGCCUGCAGCUUCAUUGCUCUCGCCAUACCGCAGAUCAUCUUCCUUGCAACCUUCCUGCUGCUCCUCUCCUUCUGUCUCAGCAAUGUGUGGCUAAACACGUUCUCUCACUGCAUGCUUCCACCACCACCACUUUCGUUGCUGCACACUCCCAUCACCGCCACCAGGAUCGACCUGUGCCACCAGGCAUCAGACAGCACAGAUGAGGACGAGGAGGAGGAUGAGGAGGAGGAAGAGGAUUUGGAAGCAGCAGCAGGGAGCAGCAGAGCUGCCGCUGCUGCUGCAGGCAGGGGAGGUCUGGGUGUAGGCAAUGGUGCUUAUGCGUUUAAUGGUAUGGGCAUGGGAGUGGGAGUGGGAGUGGGCACGGGUAGGAGCGGCUUGGUGAGGCAUAAGUCAAGUCCCAUCCCACCCAUGCCGCCCGCAGCAGGGCAGCACAGCAGCUCGACUUACUCGCAGCAGGACCCCCGACAGCAGCAGGACCCCCGACAGCAGCAGGACCCCCGACAGCAGCAGCAGCAGCAGCAGCAGCAGCAGCAGAGUGUUGCGAGCAGCGCUCCACCAGCACAUGCUGCAAGCAGCCUCGCAGCCGCAAAAGCCGCUAGUAGAACGCCUGGUGACUCUGUUUCCUCUGCCUCCACUACUGCCGCCAGCAGCGCCGCUGCCUCUCGCCUCAACUCCGCCCUCACCUCUCCUCUUGCCUCCUCCCGCUCCCUCUCCCCGGAUCAAUCCGAAGGCAGCAGCAGCAUCAGCGGCACCCCUCCCUCCUCCCACUCUGCCCACUACCUUGCGACCGCAGCCAGGCAUGCGCAGGCACCAAGUGGGAGGGGAAUAGCAGUGGGGAAGGGUGUGGAGGGGCACGGUGCGUCCCUGCAGCAACCGCUGCUGGAUGCAGCUGCAGGGGUGAUGGGUGGCGUGGGGAGGCAGGGCGCAGGGGGUGGAGGAGGAGGGGGAGGAGGAGGAGGGAGAGGGGGAGUAGGAGGAGGAGGAGGUGGGGGGAGAGGAGGGGUUGGAAGCAGUGCGGCGAGUGAUGGGGCGAGGACCCCUCGGUUCCGCUGGCAGAAGCUGAGAGUGAAGGGCAGGCAGCGAAUCGUGCUCGCUAUGCAUGCGGACUUCUUUGCAGUCGCCACUCUCUUAUCGGGAGGCGGCCUCGCCUUCUACGGGCUGCUGCUCUUCUCCAAGAUGUCCGUGCUCAGAGCAGGUCCCAGCGCUGCUGACCUCAGCAAGCCCAGCGCUGCUGACCUCAGCAAGGUGCGUGUGCCAACCUCAGAAAGGUGUAUGCUGGCAUCGUCAAGGUGCGGCUGGCAUCAUCAAGGUGCUGCUGACAUCAUCAAGGUCCUGCUGACCUUGGCGUUGGUGAAAUUCGAGUGCGUGUACGACGCUGUGCAAAUGCUGCGCGGUGCGGAGCGGUGUAUCCCCUCCACUCUUCUACCUUCCCGUCACACCAUUCUCUCCCCUCGUGUCCCCGCCUCUCACAUCAAGCAAAUCCUUCCCCUUCCCUCCCCAAACGAGGCAGCCCCCUCAGCAAUGGCGCUCUUCAUUCUCAACGGCCUUCCUGUCACACCAUACCCUCCCCUCGUGCACAUGCCCAUCAAACAAUUCAUUCCCCCCCCCAACCUCUCCCCUCCCCAAACGAGGCAGCCCCCUCAGCAAUGGCGCUCUUCAUUCUCAACAACCUUCGAGUCACACCAUUCCCUCCCCUCUUCCUUCUUCUCUGCACCUGUCUUUCACAUCACAAUAUUCUCGCCUGUUUCACUUCUCCCGCUCCUCCCCUCUUCUUCUUCUCGCCUGUUUCACUUCCCUUUUUCCUCGUCAGGCGAGGCAGUCUUCUCAGCAAUGGUUCUCUCCAUUCUCAACGACCUUCCCCUCACACCAUUCCCUCCCCUCGUUUGCCUGCCCCCAAUCUCAUUCCCUCAGGCCUCUAUCCUCUUCCGUCCCCUGCCAGGCGAGACAGUCCCAUCAGCUAUGGUCCUCUUCAUUCGCAACAACCUUCCUUCCAAGUCCCGCCUCUCCUCCCCUCUUGUCCGUGCCACUCACAUCGCACUAUCCCUUCCUCUCUCCCUUCCCCUCCCAGGCGAGGCAGUCCCAUCAGCCAUGGUGCUCUUCAUUCUCAAGGACCUUCCCAUCACACCAUCCUCCCCCCCCCCCCCCCCCCUCUUGUACAUGUCCCUUCAUAAACCUCCCCACCCUUCCAUUUCAGGCGAGGCAGUCCCAUCAGCCAUGGUGCUCUUCAUUCUCAAGGACCUCCCUCCCAAGUCCCGCCUCGCCUUGCCUCCCCUCUUGUCCUUGCCACUCACAUCACUCAAUCCCCCCUCUCCCCUCCCCUCGCAGGUGAGACAGUCCCAUCAGCCAUGGUGCUCUUCAUCCUCAAGGACCUCCCUCCCAAAUGCAGGGGUAACUCUGGCUGGAGCGAGUGGGGUGGGGGGAGGGGCGGUUGGGGGUGUAGGGGGGAGGGGGGAGGGGGCUCCUGUGGGAGGAGGACGAGGAGAAGGGAGAGGAGAAGGAGCAGGAGCAUUGGGAGGAGCGGGAGGAACGGGGGACGGUACAGAGAGUGCAGCUCGAGAGAGAAGCAAGGCAAAGAAACCGUCCCGGCUUCGCAUGGCCAGCUAA